UCUUGGUAUUUUCUAACUCAACUCGUGGAUCGGAACGUGGCUCCCCUCCAAACGCGGCCGGUGACUUGUAGGACCCCAGCCCUGGCCUCGGCCGCCGCGCACGCCCUCCGAAGUCUCGGCUGGGUAGGAGCGCGAGCCGGCCGCGAGUGUCUCCGUGCGCGCCACGGGCGGGCCGAGGGCUGAUUGGCGGGGGGAGGGUCCCCGGAGAACCAGUUUGGGAUUUGUCGUGAACAGCAUGGAGGAGAAUGACCCGAAGCCCAGCGAAGCGGCGGCGGCGGAGGGGCAGCGGCAGCCGGAAUCCAGCCCCAGCGGCGGCUCGGGCGGCGGCGGCAGCCCGGGCGACGCGGACACUGGCCGCCGGCGGGCUCUGAUGCUGCCCGCGAUCCUGCAGGCGCCGGGCAACCACCAGCACCCACACCGCAUCACCAACUUCUUCAUCGACAACAUCCUGCGGCCCGAGUUCGGCCGGAGGAAGGACACGGGGACGUGCUGUGCCGGCGCGGGAGGAGGACGAGGCGGUGGAGCCGGCGGGGAAGGCGGCGCGGGCGGCGCGGAAGGCGGCGGCGGCGCGGGCGGCGCCGAGCCCCUCCUGGGGUCUGGCCGAGAGGCCCGGCAGAACGCGCCCAGUGCGCCCGCACCGCUGCCCGGCGGCGGCGGCGGCGGCGGCAGCGGCGACUCUCCGGGCGACGGGGAAGGCGGCUCCAAGGCGCUCUCCCUCCACGGCGGCGCCAAGAAAGGCGGCGACGCCGGGGCCCCCCUGGACGGGACGCUCAAGGCCCGCGCCUUGGGCAGCGGCGACCUGUCGGUGAGCUCGGACUCGGACAGCUCGCAGGCCAGCGCCAACCUGGGCGCGCAGCCCAUGCUUUGGCCGGCCUGGGUCUACUGCACGCGCUACUCGGACCGGCCUUCUUCAGGUCCCAGGUCCCGAAAACCAAAGAAGAAGAACCCCAACAAAGAGGACAAGCGGCCCCGCACAGCCUUCACGGCGGAGCAGCUGCAGCGGCUCAAGGCCGAGUUCCAGACCAACAGGUACCUGACGGAGCAGCGGCGCCAGAGCCUGGCGCAGGAGCUCAGCCUCAACGAGUCGCAGAUCAAGAUCUGGUUCCAGAACAAGCGGGCCAAGAUCAAGAAGGCCACGGGCAGCAAGAACACGCUGGCUGUGCACCUCAUGGCCCAGGGCCUGUACAACCACUCGACGACCGCCAAGGAGGGCAAGUCGGACAGCGAGUAGGGCGGGCGGGCGCUGGGGCCGGCCUCCGUCGGCGCUAAGCAAUGCAAUAAUGUAAAAUCAUAAAGGGCCAGUGUAUAAAGAUUAUACCAGCAUUAAUAGUGAAGAUAUCGUGCAUUAGCUAUGGUUCUGCAAUAUUCUAUGUAUAUAUAAUUGACAGGUGGUGUAAAAUCCAAAAUAUCUGACUAUAAAAUAUUUUUGAGUUUUCCAGUGUUUAUGAGAUUAUGCUAAUUUUAUGAUUUUUUUUUUUUUUUGCGGAGGGGGCUGCUUAGGGUUUCAUCUUUUCUAAUCCCCUAGGCUCCGUUGUGGGACUUGGGACACUUUUAUUUUUUAAUUUCAAAAGAAGAAAAAAAUUAAAACAACUUGCUGAAGUCCAAAGAUUUUUAUUGCUGCAUUUCACGGGACUGUGAACCGAAUAAAUAGCUCCUACUUGGUCUCUGAGUUCUGCCCCUUUGUCUGUGUGGGCCUGGUGAGGACAGCAGGAGGGUCUG
Messenger RNA from Lontra canadensis (Northern American river otter), 1719 nucleotides. It is a transcript of the gene EN2, whose product is annotated as engrailed homeobox 2. Gene Ontology annotation, cellular component: nucleus. The transcript is spliced from 2 exons. Gene Ontology annotation, molecular function: DNA-binding transcription factor activity, RNA polymerase II-specific; RNA polymerase II cis-regulatory region sequence-specific DNA binding. The coding region runs from base 236 to 1231 and encodes 331 amino acids. The record is from RefSeq and is a predicted model, not a curated record. Gene Ontology annotation, biological process: multicellular organism development; neuron differentiation; regulation of transcription by RNA polymerase II. NCBI's taxonomy places the organism in Eukaryota, Metazoa, Chordata, Mammalia, Carnivora, Mustelidae.